Molecule: messenger RNA, 1031 nt
Organism: Diprion similis
Lineage: Eukaryota; Metazoa; Arthropoda; Insecta; Hymenoptera; Diprionidae
Product: receptor-binding cancer antigen expressed on SiSo cells
Exons: 5
Coding region: 307-933 (208 amino acids)
Cellular component (GO): secretory granule
Source: RefSeq, a predicted model, not a curated record
UAGAUUGGUAAUACUUACGGACCGAUAUUUCGCAGGGUUCUUAAAAAUAAUUACAAAAAUAAUAAAUUAUUAUAACAAUAAAUAUAAGUAAGCCGGUUAAACAAGUAAACUUCGCGUAAUCAGAUGAUAUGACGACCUGAAUUUUUUGGUUAGGUUGAGUAUACGUGUACCAACUAUUGGUUAGGAUUCUCUAAAGACUUUAAAAGCCGACAUCGAAAAAUCGCGCUAUUUGAGCUGUGGAUAUUGUUAAAAACAAAUCUAAUUCUGGGUUAGAGCUUGGCUCUAAUUCUAGGUAAACCCAGUGUAAUGGCCCUUCAAUAUGUGAUGAAUAGAAUCAAGGCACUGUUCCUCAUUAUCUUUGGAGUCUUUAGGCGAGCAAUGUGCUGUUUUCGAAAACGUAGGAGAUCUUCCUGUGAAUCCAUACCGCUUUCUGCCAUCGGGGUCGUACCCAACAACGUCAAUAAUCACACGGAAUUAGAACAGUGGACGCAAUGGGAAGAUAAUCCCAUUGUUGUUGUACCAGACAAACCAGAAAACAUCAUUCAAGCAAAGAUUGAACAGUAUAGACAACAAGUGGCCAAACCACCAGACCCACCCAAUGAUGAAGUACAACCUGAUUUCUUUGAGGAUAUGACACCAAAAAUAACAAAACAAACGAAAAUUCUCAUCAAGAAUAAGCCACAGGAGGAAAAAAACUGGAAUACGUCCAAAUUUGCAGUCAUAGCCGACCCUGUACCCACCAACGAACUUGGCGAAUGGGAGGAUAAUACUGCUGGUUGGGAAAAAGAGACAGUAAAAGAAUUGGGAGACCCGACUGAAGCAUUAAGAGAACAGAAGCGAAAGGAGAGACAACAACGAAUGCUUGAACAGCAACAGAGAAGGAUGGAUCGUACCGCAAGACCUCAGCCAUUGGGUGCAAAAAUAGCUUCUUGAUCGACGAUCUAUGAUUCACAUAAUUACAUAAGAAAUGUGACAACCCUUACAGAUUCACAGAAUCUAAGUGAAUGUAGGAAACAUAAAGAUAGCUAAAA